AUGGACGCCCUCCUCGCUCCCGCGGUCCGUACCGACCACCAAGACUUUGCCGUCCCCUCCCCCCACACCCACCUCUACGACAUCUCCCCCAACCCCGGCUCCUCCUACGAUUUCGACUCCUUCCCCGACUCGGCCCACUUCCCCCACACCCCGUCCUACAACGGCUCCUAUCAGAACUCCCCAUACUCGUCCUACUCCGAUCUCCCUCCAAUAGACGGCAACGACCCAGAUCUCGCCCUCUUCAACGACGACAACCCCUCGGGCAUCUCAAUCACAGAGGAGUACGAUCCCACAGACUUCGACCCUCCCUCCUCCGGCGGGCCGCUCCUCAUUGACGACCCUUACAUUAACGCCGCUCACGUCUCUGUGUCCGUAACGCCCCCGCUCCACGACUACUCGUCCCCCAACGCUUUUGAUCACGCGUCCCCCGCCUCCUCCAACGGUCUUGAAGACGACAAUCACAGCCACGCAUCCUCCAACUCUUCCUACAUGCACCCUUCCUCUCCGCACGACUUCUCCCAGACCUUCCAGGACAGUCUGUCCUUCCGCUCCCCUGCCUGGCCCGUGGGUCAGCUCCCUGACGACCGCCGCUCCCCUCCUCUGCACAAGCCCCAGUCCCCUCCCCAGCUCCUCAUUCCCGAUCACUCUAGUCCCGGUGCAGACGCACCGCCCACCAUCAACGCACCCGACGGAGACGGUGGCCUCAUCGGCUCCGGUCCGACCUUGCAGAUCGUUCCUGCUACCCCGGUCAGCGGUGGCGGAGUGACUGCUCGGAAUGUCCCCUUCCGGGACACGCUCGGGACGCUCCAGCAAGGUAUGUUGCAACGCGCUGUUCUUGCUUGCUCCCCAUCGCUGAUCAACGUCGGACUUCAGGCUCGACAGCUGUCGGUGGAUCUUCAGAUGCGGAAUGGCAGCAGCACGGACGGUACAACACACAGAGUGGUCAGUUCUCAGAUCCCACGUCGUUCACCUACCCGUCUGCUGCAUCAGCAAGUUCCUCGGCGCUAG
Molecule: messenger RNA, 1008 nt
Organism: Epithele typhae
Lineage: Eukaryota; Fungi; Basidiomycota; Agaricomycetes; Polyporales; Epitheliaceae
Exons: 1
Coding region: 1-1008 (335 amino acids)
Source: RefSeq, a predicted model, not a curated record